Messenger RNA from Cooperia oncophora, 642 nucleotides. The record is from the annotation of a GenBank genome assembly. Lineage: Eukaryota; Metazoa; Nematoda; Chromadorea; Rhabditida; Trichostrongylidae.
AUGAAGAAGAAUUAUGAUCGAGGGAAAAAGGAGAGAAAGUUCAGCGUGGGACAAGAAGUAUUUAUCCGGAACUACACCGGCUCAGGAGACCGGUGGAUACCGGGUAUCGUAGUCAAAGUUCUAGGCUCGAGCACUUAUGAGGUUCAUUUUGGCAUGGGAGUAAGAAAAACCCAUGCGGAUCAAAUGAAAGAAAGGGUGAUCCCGUGGGAGUUAGUAGAUGAGGGAUGGUUAGCGAAGAGGGACCGGAGAGUCCCUGUACAAGCUGGAGAACCUACCGAAAGGAUGACGCUUCGGCGAUCUCAAAGGAAGCGGCAGGCUACCGCUAGGAUGAAGGAGUUCCAGGAAAAUGAGAAGCGCAGGAAGAUAAAUUGGAUAAGAAUGUUAAGGAAUGAAGAUGAAAAUAAAAACGAAAAUUAUCACCGCGAGGUCUAUAAAAGAAGGGAGGAGGAGUUUGAUAUACCGCCCACGCACAAGAAGCCGCUCAAGAAGCCGUACAAGAAGCCGCACGAGACGCCGCAGAAGCCGCUCAAGAAGCCGCUCAAGAAGCCGCACAAGAAGCCGCACGAGACGCCGCAGAAGCCGCACGAGAAGCCGCGCGAGAAGCCAGAGCCAACAGCGGCCCAGAGGGCCGCGAAGUCGUAG